Molecule: messenger RNA, 282 nt
Organism: Vicia faba (fava bean)
Lineage: Eukaryota; Viridiplantae; Streptophyta; Magnoliopsida; Fabales; Fabaceae
Source: the annotation of a GenBank genome assembly
AUGAGGAGAGAAUAUACUACCUUGAGGGGAAAACGACGGGGAGAAGAGGACGAGGAGGCGCUGAGGCGGCUUAGUGGUGAAGAGGCUUUGCACGAUGAAGCUAGCUUGGAUGACACUUGGUACUUCUGUAUCUUUUCUUCUUCUUCUGACUUUGCUAUUAUCUGCUUCACUGUUGUCCCUGAGUACUUUCUUUCUUCCUCUCUCGUCGCCUUGAAUUGUCGCUUUGAGAUGCCUUUUGUUUAUGUGCCUCUUGAUGGCCUUACAAACAUGCUUCUUCCUUGA